AUGACGAUGAUUUCGCUUAUCUCAUCCACGAAAUGCUUCGGUGGAUUGCAAAAAAUAUACUCCCACCAGUCUAAAGAACUGGCCUGCGAAAUGAAGUUUGCCGUCUUUCUUCCAGCGUCCACGGAAGAUCGGCGCCUUCCCGUACUCUACUGGCUCUCGGGGCUGACCUGCAACGAAACGAACUUCAUCCAGAAAGCCGGUGCGCAGCGUUACGCGACCGAAAACAAUCUAAUUAUCGUCUGUCCAGAUACAUCCCCGCGCAACGUUAACAUCCCAGGUGAGGAUGAUUCGUGGGAUUUCGGAUCCGGUGCCGGAUUCUACAUCGACGCUACGAAGGAACCGUGGAGCAAGCACUAUCGCAUGUACAGCUACAUCACGCAGGAACUGAUCGAUGUGAUUAACAACAACUUCCCGACGGUGGCGAAUAAGAUGAGCAUCGCCGGUCACAGCAUGGGUGGACACGGUGCAUUGAUCUGUGCACUCAAGAACCCGGGUCUGUACAAAUCGGUGUCGGCAUUCGCGCCCAUCAGCAACCCUACCAAGUGUCCCUGGGGUGAGAAGAUUUUCAGCGGUUACAUCGGAGAGGACAAGAGGGAUGAGUGGAAAAAUUGGGACGCUACCGAGCUGGUGGCCGGUUACAAUGGUCCACCGUUGGAGUUGUACCUGGAUCAGGGAUCGGAGGAUAGCUUCCUGAAGGAUGGUCAGCUUAAUCCACAGAAUCUGGUCGAUGCAAGCCGUGCGGCCCAAGUGCCGUGUGUUUUGAACAUGCGGGAAGGCUACGAUCACAGCUAUUUCUACGUCGCUUCCUUUAUCGGGGAGCAUAUCGCUUACCAUGCCCGGCACCUGCAGUAA
Messenger RNA from Anopheles maculipalpis, 852 nucleotides. RefSeq names its product S-formylglutathione hydrolase. The record is from RefSeq and is a predicted model, not a curated record. Gene Ontology annotation, biological process: formaldehyde catabolic process. Bases 1 to 852 code for a protein of 283 amino acids. Lineage: Eukaryota; Metazoa; Arthropoda; Insecta; Diptera; Culicidae. The transcript has a single exon. Gene Ontology annotation, molecular function: S-formylglutathione hydrolase activity. Gene Ontology annotation, cellular component: cytosol.